AUGGAAAGGCAAGAUGAAAUCGAACAAAUACGUAAUGACGUAGAAAUAAUAAAAACGGGAGAAGUUGAAAAAAUGAAGAAACAAUUAGAAGCAUCCCAAAAAGAAUUAGGGAGCUCUGUAAGAGUUCCAAUAGGAGGAAUUAAAAUCCCUGGUUUUUUACGUAGUCGUAAAACGAAGGAAACGGAUGAAAAUUCAACCGAACCGGAUAUAGAACCGCCAUUCGUUGCUCAAAACGUUAGAAAAGAAGAUGAUAAAGAACCGGAAACUCAAAGGCAAUUAAUUGCUAAAAGAUUUAGAAAAAUUAUAACGAGAAUGCCAUUGACGAAAAGUGGAGAAGGAGGUGGUGGUGGUGAUGAUGAUGAUGAUAAUAUCGAAAAUCGAGAUGAUGCCAAAGAUGAAAAAAAUUUAAAUACUAAAAAACAAAAAAGUUUUUUCAAUUCAAUAAGGAUACCAUUAAUAUCGGAUCGGCCAAAAAAAUUAAAUAGAGAAUUUAAAAAUGAGUGCUCUGACAUAUAUUUGAUGUUUAAAAAACCUUUAUUUAUGUGUUUGCACCUAUUUUGCACCUAUGAAGCACCUAAUGUUGGAAAAACUACAAAAGACAUGGAAAUGGGUACUGCAGGUUUAGCAUCGAUGGAAACUCUGGAAGAUUCAAAAGAAAGUAACGGUUUGGUCGAAGACGGUAUGGAAACGGUAAAAUUAGACGUAGACGAUUCCAAAGAUGUCGAAAGUCAAGAAUUAGCGAGCAAAAGAAAACAAGGAGUUUUUGGAACGUGGAGCGUUCGAGACUGGAGAAAUUGGCCGGAAAAAAUGAGAAGACUUACAAAACACGAAAAAGCCAUAAUUGCGGCCAUAAUAUUAUUUUUAAUUUUAUUAAUUUUAAUAAUAAUACUUUUGGCUGGAUCAAAACAAGCAACUUCACCACCCAUUAAAGACGGUCGUUACAUCGUAACAUCGUCUUCUUGUGGACCAAUCGAAGGAAUAUUUGACGAAGGAAUAUUUAAAUUUCAUGGUAUACCGUAUGCGGUUCCCCCUCUGGGAAGUAAACGUUGGAAAUAUGCAGAACCUCUCGAUCAAAUUGACAAAUGUUGGAAUGGUACAUUGAAAGCUUAUAAUCGUACGUCUACCUGUUGGCAAAUAUAUAUGGAACCAAAUAGAAAAUGGCGUAUAGACGGAGCGGAAAAUUGUCUGACAUUAGAUAUUCAAACUCCUUUUGUUAGAUAUGAUACUCCCGUACCUGUUAUCGUACUCAUUGAUAGUGGUACCCUUGUCGGGGGAUCCCCUGGUAUACUAAAACCCACAGCAAAAAUAAUAAGAAGUAAAGAAGUAGUUUUCGUCCGUCCAAAUUUCAGAUUGGGAAUAUUUGGAUUUUUAGCUGCUGAUGUCCUAUCGAAAUCUACCUAUCCCCCCGUAUCCGGAAAUUAUGGUUUAUCCGAUAUAAUAACAGCAUUAAAAUGGAUAAAAACAAAUAUUGUUCAUUUUGGAGGCGAUCCAAAUAUGAUAACCGUAUUGGGACACCGUGCUGGAGCAACAUUAACUACGGCAUUAGUUUCCAGUCACGCGGCUAAAAAUUUAUUUAAUAGAGCUUGGGCUUCCAGCGGUUCCGUAAUAUUUCCCGAUAAAGUUUUACAAUUGUCCGAACAAGCUAAUCAACGUUAUAUAGACCGCAUAUGUGCACAAAAACCUGAUAAGUUAUACUGUUUGAAAUCGUAUGAUGCCGAAGAAUUAGUCGAAGAAUUAGAAGAUUCAUGGAGGCCUACCAUUUCCGAUUUACCGGCCAAUUAUGAAGCGAAUACUACCAAACACGAAUGGCUUGUUUUAGAUGGUAACAUUCUUAAGGAAGGUCUUUGGCAUGAUAAUUCUCAACAACAUACCACCCUAGUUUUGGGAACCACGGCUCAUAGUGAAGCAAGUCCACAACUUUGGGAAAAACUUCAAAAAAUACCUGGACCUAAAGAAGAAGCGAUAAUCGAACACGUCAAGGGUAGUUACAUAGGUACGAUGGGAUUAACUAACGAAGCGUUAAAAUUAUACAAUAACAGUUGGGAAGAUUUAACGGCCAUGAUAUCAGAUAUUCGAACAAUUUGUCCAACGUUAAAUUUCGUACGAUCUCAGGGAGCACAACAAAACGUAUCAUUUUACGUGGCUAAACUUGAAAGAAAUCACACGGAUUUUGGUCAAAUAGCUGAUAUCGGUGUCGACAUGUCAUCUAUAUUAGGUACGUACGAACCUAGAACGACAGCCCAAAGAAAUUUCGUCAGCACGAUACAGGAUUUAUUUUAUAAUUAUGUUAAUCACGGAGAAUGGACGGUUAAAAAUCGGGAAGGAGUUUUAAUUAUAGGAGAAAAAGGUGAAUGGUUCGACGAUUAUCCCAAUUGUAAUUUUUGGAUCUCUAAAAAUUUUGUUCCUAAAUUUGCCAGGAGAGACUAA
Molecule: messenger RNA, 2427 nt
Organism: Pediculus humanus corporis (human body louse)
Lineage: Eukaryota; Metazoa; Arthropoda; Insecta; Psocodea; Pediculidae
Product: Neurotactin, putative
Exons: 13
Coding region: 1-2427 (808 amino acids)
Source: RefSeq, a predicted model, not a curated record